AUGUCAAGAUCACAUGUUUUGCACUAUAUGUAACGUAAAAACAUUUUAAUUAUAAUUUGUAUGUGAUUUUUAAGCGGUGGAGAUGGUUUUAGCCUUUAUAAUCGCUUCGGCAGCUCAGUCGCCAGUUAUUUUAUAUUCAGUGAUAUACGGGGAAACGUUUAUAAAUACGCAAUGCGAGAAAGAAGAGGGACAAGAAGGAAGCGACUCCAUUUCUUUCAUUAGAAAACAGAGAAACUUAUUGGAAAAAGACGUGGUGAGAAAAGUUAAAGUAGAAUUCGAUUUUAAUAAUUCGUGCGUAUUGCCUUCGCCGUUUGGAACCAUCGAACCCUUUCUAGAUUCGAGAGAACACGAAACAGGUGGAGUGUUUUCUUAUCGAUUUAAAAAUGGAGAAGAGAAAGUCAUUUGUUGGCAUUCGUUAAAAGGAAGAAUUUAUAUCCUUCUUUGUGAAAAACACGAGAAUAGAGUUCUGGCAGGACGCAUUCUGAUAACGCUGGUUGCAAAAUUGCAGGAGUAUUUGCCGGCUGCAAAUGUUAUAUUAAUGGAACCGAUAAACAAAGUGGAGAUAGUUGCUUCUCUUGUUAAUACUUUCUUACCGAAUGGACAAUUAUUGUUUGUGCAUCAUCGUCCUUUAAAACAAUUAGAUAAAAAUUUACAUAAAUUAGUCGCCUAGCUUAACAAUUCGAACCAAAAAGUUAAAAAUAUGAUAAAGAAACCAAAAUUAAUGUACAUUUUUUAAUAAUGGAAAUUUCUUUUAAAUGGUAUUUAUUUUUUUAUAAAGUAUAUAUAAAUAUUUGAUGAAUUGUUGAUUAUAUACUUGAAGGUGUAAAGAAUAUGUACUUUACAAUUAAUUUAUAUUUAUUACGUACUUUUUUAAAUUAAAAGUUAAUACAAAUUUAUAUAUGAGUUGUUUAUUCCUUUAGUUUCUGAGUAUUUAUUAAGUUAGCUAAAUUAAAGUAAGCUCUCGUUCUCUCUUCUAAAAUCUUGCGCCAAAUAUGUCCUGUGAGGCAGAUCCAAUGAUAUAUGGUUUAAUUUUUCACCCACAUCGAGCCAUCUUCAUGCAGUGUGGAAUAUGGAUAUUAUAUUGUGACCAAGUUCUGUAUAUGUUCCAAUUCGUAUAUCUAUGAAACGUAUUCAGAUGGUAUGCAGCACAUUUGUAUGUGUGUUUCCAUUUUCGAGGCAACUGUGACUAGUUUGGUAAUAAUGACAGUCUUUUACGGAUUAUCAGGAAAUUGCUAACCUUGUUAUUUGCCUCUUAUGACAUGAAAGAAUACAGUAUGUUUCUCAAUCUAAUAGUGCUUCAGCCACAGCCCCACUAGAGGCCGACUGGAUAAAAUCACUGAACACUGGUAGUAGUCAUGGUUUCGUGCAUCACGAAUGGACUGGCCACGGAGUUUUCUAGUUUUACGUCUAAAUACGGACUAGUUUUCAUAGAAAGAACUCCAGAAGGCAUUUCCUUCUUGAUCUCCCAUACCUUAAGAAUCCACAAAAUCAGCCAAUUUUUAUAUGCAUUAUGUAUCUUGUUAUUAUAAUAAAAUUUUAAAAGUGUCGAGAAGAUUCUAAAUGUCCACAUUUUUAUAUUAAUAGAAGUUAAGGUUGACAAAAAAAAGUGCCUAAUAGUUUGAAGACUUCUCUGAUAUGUGGCGACCUCUAUUGGCCAAUUUUAAAAACAUUGUUAUUAUUUUUCAGACACGUUCGCUCAUUGUUUAUUCUAUUAAGCUGUACGAAAAGAGAAAAGAAAACUUAUUCUAAACUAUUUAGGACAUGAUACGUU
Molecule: messenger RNA, 1771 nt
Organism: Centruroides sculpturatus (bark scorpion)
Lineage: Eukaryota; Metazoa; Arthropoda; Arachnida; Scorpiones; Buthidae
Exons: 1
Coding region: 83-670 (195 amino acids)
Biological process (GO): double-strand break repair via homologous recombination; endosomal transport
Cellular component (GO): cytosol; late endosome; AP-type membrane coat adaptor complex
Source: RefSeq, a predicted model, not a curated record